Messenger RNA from Mollisia scopiformis, 4848 nucleotides. RefSeq lists its product as uncharacterized. Bases 1 to 4848 code for a protein of 1615 amino acids. The record is from RefSeq and is a predicted model, not a curated record. The transcript has 6 exons. Lineage: Eukaryota; Fungi; Ascomycota; Leotiomycetes; Helotiales; Mollisiaceae.
AUGGACGCUGACUCUUCAUACCUAUCGAAAGAUCCAACCAUUUUGUACGACUUUGUCGUUUCUACUACCCAAGCCAGCAUUAGUAGUGGCCUCUUUGAAUACAUCCACGAUACAACUCAGCCUAUCACAUAUCUCUGCUUUCUCGUCGAUGGUACGGGAAAUCCAACGAUUCAGAUCUCCCUGUCAGACCUCCUCGCCGUCACCGGCGGUGUAAACCCCUUUGACAUUGAAGCGACCACCCCGUACAACGAUCCCCGUAUUGGUAAACUCACCGCCGCGAGGUUCAAUGUUGGCAUCAAGCUCCAAAUUGGCAUGCCGCCUGGUUGCAUGCCACCAAGCAGCCUGCCUCCGGGUAACGUAACCAUAUUGGAUCCUAUACUUACCCUCGGCAAUAGCACCAAUAAUGUGCUAUUCAACAUGUAUUGUUCGGAGCUGUCUGUUAUACAGAACACCCCUGGCAGCUGGGGGGAUGAUGGUCAGUGGAAUAUCUUCAAUCAGCCAUAUGGAACGCCUUGGUAUAUUCAGACCCGCGUUGAUUUAAUCAUGCCACCACUUCCGAUUGACCUUUCAAACCCUUAUUUUUCGAAUCAUCCGGAUCAGAAAGCGGCGCUUCUAGCUCAACUGGAACAAAUGUCAAUUUCAGGUCUGACAUUUAGCUUGCAACAAUUGCUCUUGGAUCUCGAAAAUUCCACGCUAGAGACACCACCGAGCUUCUCGGGCAUCCCUCUAGGCCCCGCAAGGACUAUCUUGGAAUCGACGUUCAGAGACGUAUACGCCGUAAACGCCAGUAACCAUGGAGCACCCAUCCUCUCGAUCGCGGCGAUCCCCAGUGACGUACCAGAUACCUCUUCUCUGCAAAUGACGAGUUUUCAACGGCAGGUUAGCCAGCAGAAAGACGCAGCUGGCAAUGUGCUCCCCAUACCCUUGGAUCCUACGCUUAAAAGCGAGCAAGAAGACGCUUCUACACUCGAUUUCGUGUGCAUGACGCAAAACCGCUCGUUGCCUCAGCUUCCGAACUUUGCCUGGAACUGGGUCUUGCCAGUUGACGUUGACAACGAGAGUGGUGUUGUUGCAAUCAGGCGGGAAUCCUUCGCCCAGUUCCUCGUGGAUGAGAUCGUGACUGCUGUCACAAACUGCUGCUUAGCAUUGACCUGUACUACCUCGUGUGAUGCUUUCGGAGGCAGCGAUUAUCAUGUGGACCCUGACCUCGAACCUUAUCGGACCCCGUUAAAUACAUUCUCGGAAUCAGGACCAGAUGUCAUUAAUAUCGCAUAUAGCGGAUACGUAGAGGCCUACUCAUCGUCUGGAGCUACUGAGACUGGUUAUGUUUACGAUACUACAAUCAUCGACACGUAUACUAUUACCGUUGGUCAAAACGGCGAUCUGUCGCUGAUUAAGCAGGGAGAGUCCGCAAUUCAGGACAACUCCGACCCUGGACAGCUCGACGGCUUCCUGAACUUCUUCAAAGAUCUUAACGGCGUAGUCGAUAAUAUUACACAUCAGAUUGGAGACUGGGUGGGCACGAACUUGGAACCGGUCGAUUUCAAUAGUCUCCCGCGAUUCGUUUUCCCUGGGGCCUCAGUAUUUACCUACAAGUCAGUAUCGUUCUCUCAGUACCAAGACUUGAUAUGCGAAAUUACCUAUGUUACUCCGAGUGGUGCGGCUGCCGUGGGACAUUCUGCCACAACUUCUUCGUCUCGGCCAAAGCUUGCUCUCCCAGAGUCUGAGUCCGAAUUCGAGGCUGCAGACCCGCCAACGGAUCCCACUCCGACUACCACUUUGACUUCUUCUUCCGACCUCAUACUGAAUUACGUUCAGGGCGAGAUCGUGUCCCCGACAAGUAAGUUCGAGGCCUUGCAAGUGGCUGAUGGCCACUCCUUGCUCUUUGCAAUCGAUACCUCGAACGUUUUCCAUGUGAUUGAGGAGCAGACUGCCACAAUAAGCACUGGGUGGAAAUUUAGCGAUCUUUCCACAGCAUUGAUUGAAGCCGAGUUUCCAGCAACAGAUGCCAUAGUGCGCACUUUCGAUGUUGGACAAAGCGCCGUUAACGGAAAUAUCAGCCUUGCGAUGGCAGUCUCAUCUGAAGAAUCGGACAACCUCUACGUUUCUCUUGCAAAUUCGAGCUCUGAUGCAUCUUGGAUCGCGGCGCCAAUCAGUGAAACACCACCAACGAUCUUGACGAUUGUUGGGGUUCUCUUUGCCGAGAUAUUGGAAAGCCAGGAAUGUCUGGUUGUGGAUAUCUAUCGCCCUUCGACAUCAGGUGGAACAGAUAUUGAAUGCUAUUACAUUGACCCGACCAAAUUCAACGGUACUUACUGGGUCAAGCAUGAUGUACCUAUCGAUAUCGAGGCGGGCAGCUAUCAGAGCUGUAUUGGUCGAACAGGGGGUGAUGUUGUGGACGGCAUUUACACCUCAGGAGUUGCAGGGACCGAUGACCAACUCAUCUAUACGCCUAUCCUCAACGCGUGGGGCCAUGGGCCACCAACCGUGUCCCGACUCAUUGUUCCCUCUGGGAACCCUGUCUCGGCUAUAGCAACAGCUCGUAAUGCUGAUUCCACAUCCCCUCUAUAUGGAACUACCGAUCUUUACGCUGUGAGCAAUUCAGCUCUCUAUCGUUUUGCUGCCGAUGCCCAAGGAGAUAAUGCAUCUGGAGCGGUUCUCGUUACAAGCGAGGUUUUGUCGGGGUGCAGCAAGCUACUGGCUACCUCACAGGGUGGCGUUACAACUCUUUGGGGCAAGAACGCCAGCGACGAGAUCUUUUACAUCUCGUGCCUCGUGGCAGACCUUGCUGACCGUGACUCUUGGAGCAUUCCAAUCCCCAUAUUGUCCGAGAUCGAGAACGUUUCGGCGUACGUGAACAAAGCCGACGGCGGCAAAACUAUCUUUGCAGCUGGUAAUGGACUCGUAAAUUUGCAGAAGAUUGUGCAAGCUACCGACUCCACAACUAAGAUCUGGCGGACACAGCAGAUUAUACUCGAUGCUCCCAUUGAUCAGAAAGCUCUCUCGUUCAACUCAUACACGACGGUUGUCCAAUUAAGCGAGAACAACCAACCCGCUGCUGGCGCCACUCUUGUGGUUUCAACAGACUCACGUACGCCAAUGUACGCGAGUGGGAUCUAUUAUGUGUUAGGGCUCAAGCCAGCUUAUAUCAAAACCAAUGCAUCUGGCUCAAUGAUUUUCAUCGAGGCGACAGACGAUCUCCAGGCCGCUAUCAUCUCGAUCGACACGACCAGUGCAGGACCCAUAGUCUCCGCCGUCAUCAACCCAAUGGAGCAACCAUUCCAGAAAAUCACCAGUCUGAAUAGCUCGGACCUACUACGUGGAGCAAGCUUUCCAUCUCAAACAGUAGCGAGUGGAGUGGUAGGAACUCCCCAGUCUACGAGCUUAAUUGCUGCUUCGACUAGCGGGGAUGCUGUCGAUGCCAUCGUUAACAACACGAGCUCUUUAACGGCUGCCUACUCGAGCCUGAGCCCUAACCUCCAGGCAGGAAUCGCGACGGCUCCAAGAACAAAACCCAGCAGUCUCAAUCCCGAUGACAAUUUUGUAGAUGUGUUUAUAGGAGACCUUGUUCGUUGGCUGAAAUCUGGAGUGAGUGCUAUCAUUCAGAUUGUCCAAGACGCAGCUACCGAAACAUGGCAUUUCAUCGCCAACAUUGCUGGCCAGGCUUACCGAGCCAUCAUGGACACGGUCAAAGGUGUAGUGGGUGCCAUUGAAUGGGUAUUUGAUGCCAUCAAGACGGGAAUCGAAGAUCUUAUCCGCUUUCUCGAAUUCUUAUUCGGCUGGGAUGACAUUCAAAGGACCAAAGAUAUCUUACACAAUGUGGCCUCGCUCUUUCUCGAAGACCAAAUCGCUUCCAUUGAUACCAUGGAGGAGCAACUCGAUGCCAGCUUUGCAGCCGCGGAGGCAACGAUGAACGAAUGGGCAGGUACCACCGACUGGUCUCCUCUUGGUCCUUUUUCCUCACAGACUCCCGUGGCCAGUGAUAAGAACGCGAUGCAAGGCCAGACUGCAAGCUCACAGAUGUUGACGAAUCAUUACCACUCGCAAUCACAGAAUAUGAGCAUAAUCGGUGGACCUACUCCUCCCGGUGCUGUGGACAGUCUCAUGGACGAGCUGCUCACCGCAAUUUCCAACAAGGGUGCAGUUCUCGGGGCUGUUUAUGAUCAAUUAGAGCAGCUAGCCACGCAACCGGAAAGCGCAGCAGUCGAUCUUCCAGAACCUUUGAUUGAGAUCUCGGAACAAGUUCAGCAAGUCUUCGCUUCGCUUCUUCACUUCGGCGCUGGCAUAGUCACAAUAUUCCGAUUGGUCUACAAAAUCCCAGAAGCAAAGGCAGUAGAGGCCAACAGUCCAACAGCACGCUACUCGACUGUUCUUGGCAUUGUUGCUACCAUUCUCUCAGCUAGUGCCGAUCGGCUGGCCCCCAAAUAUGCCAUUCAGAACGAAGACGUGAUCAGAUUCUCCUUGCUUUUUAAAGCCCUCGGUGUGUGCAACGCAAUUCGUUUCAGUGGCUACGUAUCUCAACGGUUUUAUGAUGAUAUAUUUGGCCCGUUGACGAUCGUUGAGGCUCGUUCCAUGGGGGCGGUUAUGGACUCCAUCCUGGCUGCCUGUUCGUUUAUCGUCACAUGCUAUCAUUUUAAAGAGCUUUUCAACGACCCCGAGAACAGCAACAGAAUGGUGGCUAUGGAAGGAGAAGCUGCGAACUUUUUCUCGUAUUGCUCUCGAUUGUUGUAUGCGGGAGCUGUUGCUCAGAACGACCCAGUAAGUCGUCCGACUUUUGUGGCUUUUAUGGCUGGUUGUGAUGUUCUUACUGCUGGUUUUGAAGUCGCGACAGCUUUCACGGCCAUGUAA